Messenger RNA from Neocloeon triangulifer, 4950 nucleotides. RefSeq names its product transient receptor potential-gamma protein-like. Gene Ontology annotation, biological process: calcium ion transmembrane transport; manganese ion transport; regulation of cytosolic calcium ion concentration. Lineage: Eukaryota; Metazoa; Arthropoda; Insecta; Ephemeroptera; Baetidae. The coding region runs from base 205 to 4098 and encodes 1297 amino acids. Gene Ontology annotation, cellular component: membrane; cation channel complex. The record is from RefSeq and is a predicted model, not a curated record. Gene Ontology annotation, molecular function: inositol 1,4,5 trisphosphate binding; store-operated calcium channel activity; protein binding. The transcript is spliced from 26 exons.
CCGGAGCUCACUGGCCUGCAUCGUCGGCUGCAGCUGAAACGCACCGAGUGCAGCGGACAUCAACUGGAUCAGCUCAGGAAAAAGUCGCGCCUCAUUGCUGCGAGCAAAUGCAGACAAGUCAAGUUCUUCGAACGACGAGGUCAUGACGGCAAGAAGUCGAAAAGUGAUUGCAAAGAGGAAGCAGUAGAAGAGGAGGACGACGAGAUGGAGUCGUUGGACGAGGACGUGGAGGCGGCUCCUCCGCCUCCGGCCUAUGCCCAAUACCGGCCUCCGCAGCUUGAAGGCAGCACUUUAGCACCAAUACCUUUCGACAAGAGAGUGAAGAGACACAGCAUUCACGGCAUGAUGGAGGAGGAAAAUGUGGUGCGACCUCAUCAAGAAAUAGCCCAGUUGUCGCUGGAUGAAAAGAAAUUCCUGCUGGCUGUGGAAAGGGGUGACGUCGCCUCCACCAGGCGAAUGCUUCAAAAGGCGACGGACACGGGGUACAUCAACGUGAACUGCGUCGACCCUUUGGGCAGGUCGGCCCUUCUGAUGGCGAUCGACAACGAGAACCUGGAGAUGGUCGAGUUGCUGCUCGACCAAAAGUGCGACACCAAAGAUGCCCUUCUACACGCCAUUUCGGAAGAGUUCGUCGAGGCUGUGGAGGUUUUGCUGGACCACGAGGCCACCAGACACACCCCAGGAGAGCCCCACGACGUCUGUAAGCAGCCCCAACACCAUCAGAGUUGGGAAGCGCUGCCCCCUGACACUGCCACUUUCACCCCUGACAUCACUCCGUUGAUCCUCGCAGCCCACAGGGACAACUACGAGAUCAUCAAAAUCCUUCUGGACAGGGGCGCCACUUUGCCUAUGCCCCACGACGUGAGGUGCGGGUGCGACGAGUGCGUCACUUCUCGCCAGGAAGACUCGCUGCGCCACUCUCGCUCAAGAAUCAACGCCUACCGCGCCCUGGCCAGUCCGUCCCUGAUCGCCCUCUCCAGCAAAGACCCCAUUCUCACGGCCUUUGAGCUCUCGUGGGAGCUCCGAAGACUCAGCUUCCUGGAGCACGAGUUCAAGUGCGAGUACCAGGAGCUGCGAAAACAGUGCCAAGAUUUUGCGACUGCCCUCCUAGACCACACCAGAUCAUCUUACGAGCUAGAAGUUUUAUUAAAUCACGACCCAACAGGACCAGCAUUCGAGCAUGGCGAGCGAAUGCACCUCAAUAGGCUUAAGCUAGCAGUCAAGUUGAGACAGAAAAAGUUUGUAGCGCAUCCGAACGUGCAGCAACUGCUGGCGUCCAUUUGGUACGAGGGUCUUCCGGGCUUCCGGCGCAAAAAUAUGGUUCUGCAGGCGCUGGAAAUCGUGCGGAUCGGCAUCCUCUUCCCAUUCUUCUCGGUCGCUUACAUCGUCGCGCCGCACUCGUCCGUCGGACAGACCAUGCGGAAGCCCUUCAUCAAGUUCAUCUGCCAUUCCGCCUCCUACUUCACCUUCCUUUUCCUGCUGAUUCUUGCGUCCCAGAGGAUGGAGAAUGUGAUCGGCGAAAUUUUCAACGGCGACAGUAGUGAGGAAAUCUUCAACAAGUCAGCGGACAAGUCCACGGACGACUCCUCGGAUGACUCCAAAGACGAGCCCAACAAAAGGGGCGACGCGCCCUCCUUUGUUGAGUGGGUCAUCCUCGCCUGGGUUUGCGGUCUGAUCUGGAGCGAAAUUAAACAACUGUGGGACGUGGGCUUUCAAGAAUACGCACGCGACAUGUGGAACGUCAUCGACUUUGUCACCAAUUCCCUGUACGUCGCCACUGUGGCUCUCCGCCUUGUUUCCUACUACCAGGUGCAAAGGGAAAAAGCCAAUGGCUUCUACGUCCACAGCAAACGCGAGGAGUGGGACGCGUGGGACCCCAUGCUCAUAGCCGAGGGCCUUUUUUCAGCUGCUAACAUUUUCAGUUCUUUGAAACUUGUGUACAUAUUCUCUGUGAAUCCGUACCUGGGACCGCUGCAAGUGUCCCUCAGCAGGAUGGUGAUGGACAUUAUGAAGUUCUUCUUCUUGUACGUCCUGGUGCUCUUUGCCUUUUCCUGUGGUCUCAAUCAACUUCUGUGGUACUACGCCGACAUGGAGCGACAGCGGUGCCCCAAUCUCGCCCAAGGCUCCGAACUGGGCAACACCACCACCUCUACCGACACUGACGCUUGCAUCGUCUGGAGACGAUUUGCAAACCUGUUCGAGACGACGCAGACACUGUUCUGGGCCGUGUUUGGCCUGGUCGACUUGAACAACUUCGAGUUGGCCGGCAUCAAGAGCUUCACCCGCUUCUGGGGCAUGCUGAUGUUCGGCACGUACUCGGUGAUCAACAUCGUGGUGCUGCUGAACCUGCUGAUCGCCAUGAUGAACCACUCGUACCAACUCAUCUCGGUAAAGAGCCAGAGCAGCGCCUCAUCAACUUUCCUAACAAAACACGAGCUGCGGUUUAGGCAACCUGCAAAGGAACGAGCGGACACGGAAUGGAAAUUCGCUCGCAGCAAACUGUGGAUCAGCUACUUUGAAGAGGGUGGCACCGUUCCGCCUCCGUUCAACAUAAUUCCGACUCCGAAAAGUGUUUGGUACUUUGUCACGUGGGUUCAUCGCAGGGUGUGCGGCCACUCCAGGGCGGCCAAAAAGGAACACAUGCGGACAAUCAGGAGGAAGGUGAAGCAAGCGAGUGCGAGGGAUUUCCGCUACCAGCAAUGCUGCGGGAAUUGCUUGCCCGAUUCCCCGCCACCCCGGCGGCGCCACGACAAAGGUUGCCCCGCGUUGGACGUGGAGGCGACCACCCGGAGCAGCUUAAUUAGCAUGGAGCGUCGAAUCGGGGAGCUCAGAAAGCAGAGCAUCAUGCGGAACCUGGUGAGGCGCUAUGUGACCGUGGAGCAGCGCAAGGCUGAGAGUCAAGGGGUGACGGAGGACGACGUUAAUGAGAUCAAGCAAGAUAUCUCGGCAUUCCGCUGCGAGCUCAUCGAGAUUUUGAAGAAUUCGGGCAUGAACACUGCCACGGCCAGUGGCGUCGGUGGAGGAGCUGGCGGAAAGAAAAAUCGUCAGAAGGAGCGGAGAUUGAUGAAAGGCUUCAACAUCGCACCACCGCCUACUUCGGCUUCGUCGCCCAAAAGCGGGCAGGCGACUGGCAUGUCUGCAGCAAGUGCCGAUUUAAUUGCCACACUGCAGGAGGUGGUCGGGAUGGAUAAAAAGUCGACACCGCGCAUGGGACGAUUGGCUCGGUUAACGGGCUCGACGCCCAAGAGGGAGAGUUCGAAGCGGCGGUGGGGCACCCUGAUCGAGGCGGCCAAGACGGGCAGGGUGCGUAGACUGAUGGGCAGGAGUCGCUCGCAGGACUCGAUGUGCAGCGGCGGUCCCGAGGGCAGCAGCACCAGGAGCAGGAGGGGCGGCGUGGCCGAGAGGGGCGACAGCAGGGAUGAGGAGGACGACGACGAUGAUGAGGACCUUGAGGACGAAAUGGGUAGUUCGUGCUCUGGAAGUGGGAGGGACGACGACCCCCCUCGUGCCGGUCACAAGAGUCCGCGACACCACGGCAGUCUGAGCGCCCUGAGCGCCGCCUGGGGCGGGGGACUUCGCUUAGUCCGCAGUCUUCGCAAGAGGGAGCUCUCCGUCACUAGCCGCGGCGGCGGCGGCGGGGGCGGCUUUUUCCAGCCUCCGCUCCGUCUGCGUCUCUUGCACCACCACCACGGCUCUUCGUCCACCGAGAGCGCCCCCGGAGGCAGCGUUGGUAGCAGUGUCAUCAGCAGACCUGCAAAGAAAAGGGAGAAGCGACUUUUGCGGGCAUCCAGUGUGCCUUCGCGUCCUGACGAGCCAACGACGCCCGUCGCCACCACCCACAGAGAUUCAGGAGAAGGCACCACCUUGGCCCCCAUUUCGCCCCCCACAAAUGUUCCCUUUGAGCUGGUGCCGCCUCCGCCUUUCCCGCCGCCUCCCUUUCCACCGCCGCCUUUCCCCACCGAGCCCCCAGUGUCCCCUUCAGCCUCGCAUCAGGGUGCGCAGCAGAUGCUCAAAAAUCGCAACGGCACCGUUGUACUGCCCAACCUACCAGGCAUUCAGCCCAUUGGAGGUCAUCAGAUGUCUGCUGGUUGGCUCUGAUCCAUAAGAUGUUCCACCUUUGGUGUUUUGUGUUGAUCAUGAAAUUUCCGCAGUCUGUGUUGAGUAGAUUCAGCUGGAGAGGAUUUUGUUGCAACCCAUUUGUUUGGAUUCGCAUCGUUGGAGGAGAGAUGAAGAGGCGCAAACAGGGAUUUUUAUAUAUAAAAGAGGCCGCACUCACACACUUGGGCACUUUUGCAAUCUCAUUGAAUACGUCCAUUACACGGUUUUCGAGCAAGGAGUGUGUUUUUUUUGCACGCGAUUAAUUAAAAUAUCGAGCGCCGGUUUGUUGUUGAGGAAUGCGAGAGUUAUAUUUGAAAAAUGGCCUAUGAGAAAUAUUUGAAUAUUGAGAAAAAGAGAGAAAACGUGUUCAGUAUUGAGCGACGGCGACAGACAAACACACGCGCACUUGUGAAUUUUGCUGAUAACAAACUCACACACACAUAAACACACAAUACUAUUUUUACAUCAAGAAUGAAAACUAGAACUCUGUAUAAAAUAAUAUGCAUUAGGGACCAUUCCUCUUGUAAAUUAUGGAAAAUCACACUUUCAGAGGCCAAAGAGUUCAUGGAGAUCUAGGGGGAAUGAGUACGACUUGUAUUAGAACAAUUUUUCAAAUUGAAAAUGAAAAUCACAAGUAAAAAAAUGUGUUAACUAAAAACAUGACAAGCAAUUGAGAAUUUGAGAUUAAGAUGUUCGGUAAUUAUCUUAACACGCGCAGGUUAUAAUAAAAAAGUGUUUUUACAAGGUCUUAAUGAAUAUUGUAUAUUAUUAUUGGUAAUUAUUCUACGAUUAUAUGAAAAGUUAUACUCGGAAUUAACAGCAUAUUUAUCAUUGUUGAAGCACAAAUGGAAA